Papaver somniferum (opium poppy) is the source of this 718-nucleotide messenger RNA. RefSeq names its product tubulin beta-3 chain-like. The record is from RefSeq and is a predicted model, not a curated record. Bases 125 to 436 code for a protein of 103 amino acids. The transcript has 2 exons. Gene Ontology annotation, cellular component: microtubule. Lineage: Eukaryota; Viridiplantae; Streptophyta; Magnoliopsida; Ranunculales; Papaveraceae. Gene Ontology annotation, biological process: microtubule-based process.
GGUAUAGAUGAUGAAACAUGAAGAUGGUAUCAAGGAGUUUCAGAUAUUCAAUUAGAAAGAUUUAAUGUUUAUUAUAAUGAUGAAGCUAGUUGUGGUAGAUAUGUACCAAGAGCUGUGUUAAUGGAUGUUGAACCUGGUAUUAUAUAUGGAUUCACUUAGAUCUGGUCCUUAUGGUAAAAUCUUAGACCUGGGAAUAACUGGGACGGCUGAAGGUCAUUAUACUGAAGGUGCUAUUCUGUUCUGGAUGUUGUUUGUCAAGAGGCUCAGAGUUGUGAUUGCUUACAAGGGCCUCAAAUUUCAUUUUUUGAGAGGAGGAACAGGAUCAGGAAUGAAAACUUUACUUAUAUCAAAGAUUAGUGAAGAAUAUCCAGAUAGAAUGAUGCUUCACAUUACUAUGUUUAUGAGAAUUUCUGGGAACCUGGAAAUUAGAAAUUGAGUUUCAUUUUCUACUGCAUAUCCAAUUUCAUUAUACUUCACCUGCUAUUAGGCAGGUGGUUUAUUGUAUAGUCCAAGAUGUUCCUUCCGUUCUCCAGCCCCUUCUGAAAUUAUGUUUGUAUUUUGAUAAACAUCUACCUCUUUUUUAGUUAUCCUAGAGGGUUUAUUUGCAAUGCUGGGGGAUGGGAUACCAAAUGAUUGCUGUAAUGCCCGCUUGUGUUAAAUCUUAAGUUUUAAUGACCAUGACUGAAUUAUUCCCUAAACAUGGUCAGGUUGUACAGUC